AUGCGCUGGCAACUUGUUUCUCCCGCCCUUGCCAUGGCCGGCCUCGCGACCGCCGCUUGGCCCGAGCGCCCAAUCCGUUUGGGAACAAGACAAUCCUCGAAAGUACUGACCGCAUAUCCAGACUUUGCCAUCAAUGGAACCGGCAUCCCCGAUGUCGAUUUUGAUAUAGGUGAGGCUUAUGCUGGGCUCCUGUCGAUAUCAGAUGACUUGGACGGGCCUGAUAAGCUUUACUUCUGGUUCCAGCCGUCGCCCAACCCAGCCGCAGACAAGGAAAUCUUGAUCUGGCUGAAUGGCGGCCCCGGCUGCUCCUCCCUCGAGGGCUUCCUUCAAGAAAAUGGCCCGUUCCUAUGGCAGUAUGGCACCUACAAGCCCGUCCCCAACCCCUGGGGAUGGCACCAUCUUACAAACGUCGUUUGGGUGGAACAGCCCAUAAACACCGGCUUCUCGAGUGGAAACGUCACAGCCAAGGACGAGGAGGACGUUGCUAGGCAGUUCAUGGGCUUCUUCAAGAACUUCAUCGACACCUUUGGUAUGCAUGGCUAUAAAGUCUACAUCACCGGCGAGUCAUAUGCUGGAAUGUACUGUCCAUACAUCGCGAGCGCUAUGCUCGAUGAGGAGGACAAGACGUAUUUUGAUGUCGCCGGAAUGACAAUUUACGACCCUUCUAUCGGCCCCGAACGCGUUGGAGACAUGGUAGCCGUCCCCUUCAUUGACUACCACCACAACCUUUUCCCCUUCAAUGACUCUUACGUCAAGCAUAUCCACGAGGUCGAUCGUAAGUGCGGGUAUGCCGAUUUCCGCGACAAGUACCUCACCUACCCACCCAGCGGUCAUCUUCCCGACCCACUUCCGGGAAUCGACCGUAAGACGGGCGACCCCGAGCCGGGUUGCGAGCUCUACAGUAUUUUCGACUCCAUCUGGGAUGCCGCGAUAGCCAUCAACCCGUGCUGGGAUGUGUACCAAGUGGCUACUACAUGCCCUCUUCUGUGGGAUGUUAUGGGAUUUCCCGGCAGCAUGGAAUACCUCCCGAAGGGCGCUUCUAUCUACUUCAACCGGGACGAUGUGAAGAAGGCGAUCAAUGCCCCCGUGGAGACAGAGUGGGCAGAGUGCGGAGGGCCUGUGUUUGUUGGAAAGGGAGACUUGUCACCGCCCUCAUCCAACACGGUUCUGGCCGGUGUUAUUGACAGGACCAAGAAUGUCAUUAUCGGCCACGGGGACCUUGACUUUGUCCUUCUGGCGAACCAGACCCUUCUGUCGAUUCAGAACAUGACCUUCGGAGGGAAGCUGGGUUUCCAAGAAAAGCCAGUGGAGCCUUUCUAUGUGCCAUACCACAAUGACAGCUCAGACUCUACUCUUGCUGGGGCUGGCGUUUUUGGAACCACUCAUACUGAGCGCGGCCUGACGUAUGUCGGCGUCACGCUUUCCGGACACAUGAUUCCUCAGUAUGCGCCUAGUGCAGCCUUCCGCCACGUCGAGUAUAUGCUCGGUCGAGUCGAUUCUCUCAGCAGUAAAGAGCCCUUUACCACCGACGCCCACUUCCCGCAGCCGAAGGGGCCUCUUGGGAAGGGGACAGCCUCCCCAAAUGGGUCUAAUAAAGGCGGAAGUGGACAG
Messenger RNA from Geosmithia morbida, 1611 nucleotides. RefSeq lists its product as uncharacterized. Gene Ontology annotation, biological process: proteolysis. The transcript is spliced from 4 exons. The record is from RefSeq and is a predicted model, not a curated record. The annotation marks the transcript as partial. Gene Ontology annotation, molecular function: serine-type carboxypeptidase activity. Lineage: Eukaryota; Fungi; Ascomycota; Sordariomycetes; Hypocreales; Bionectriaceae.